GCUGUGUUGUCGUGAAUCAUAGAAGAUCAGUAUUCAACAUAUUCAACAGGGUCCAGGAUCAAUAGGGUAUCUAGACUGAGGGAGAGCAUUGAAUUUGAUUUGUAUAUCACAGUUCUGGAUCGAUAGAUUCAGGUAUCACCGUCGUCACGCCGCUGAACCGGAACCGGUGGAACUUGAAUGUCGAGGCUACGCUGUCGUUUCACAGGCAACGGCAAGGCCUACUCCGGAUUUUCAUGUCCGAACACAAGUGGAAAGACGGCCAGCCGACGGAGGAGGAAGCAUUCAUGAUGUUCAGUUACGGGGACGAUAGCGCCGUUCCGGUCCCAGCCAUCUUCAUGUUCGUGCCUGGGAUGCCCAUCGUCGUCAAUCACAAUACCCACCAAGGCCUGAAGCUAGUCAACGGCGCCAGCUACGCGGCGUUGGACGUCGUUCUCGACGAGGCAUACCCGGGCCAUCGCAUCGACGCCGACACCAUCCUUCACUUCGGCCCUCCGGCGGGGAUCCUGCUGGCGUCCGGGACGACACGAGACUUCCAUUUCGUUGGCAUGCCGGCUGGCACCAUCCUCCUUACGCCGAUCAGCGCCAAAAUCGAGUGCCAGAAGAAGCGGCCAUGGCAAAAUCAGGACGUCAGCCGGCGAGGAUUGCCAUGUACAGCCGCAUUCGCCUGUACGGACUACAAAGUACAAGGCAAGACGCUAAACCCCGUGGCGCUGGAGUUGCGGGGGACGCAGGUGACCAACAUCGACGGCAAGGCGGUGGCCAGCCAAUGCGAUCCGUACAGCUUGUACGUGCAGCUGUCGCGCUGCCCGUCGCCGGAUGGUAUCAUGCUCCUGUCCCGGGCGCGAGAACGGGACUUCGUAGGCAAUCGGGUGCCCGAUAACAUGGUGGCGGCGGAGGCACGGUUAGGACGGCUGAGCGAGACGACCAUCCAGGACGCGGAAUCUUGGGACUGGUCAUCCGAGGGGGAAAGGUUCACAACGCAGAACUAGUGUUCGGAAAGGAAAGCAGCGAACCUGCGCGGAUGUAAUGUAUAUUCAGGUAUUAGUUUGGUUAGCU
Molecule: messenger RNA, 1056 nt
Organism: Eremomyces bilateralis CBS 781.70
Lineage: Eukaryota; Fungi; Ascomycota; Dothideomycetes; Eremomycetales; Eremomycetaceae
Exons: 1
Coding region: 234-989 (251 amino acids)
Source: RefSeq, a predicted model, not a curated record